This is a messenger RNA of Penicillium daleae, 927 nucleotides long. RefSeq names its product NmrA/HSCARG family protein. The transcript has a single exon. The coding region runs from base 1 to 927 and encodes 308 amino acids. Lineage: Eukaryota; Fungi; Ascomycota; Eurotiomycetes; Eurotiales; Aspergillaceae. The record is from RefSeq and is a predicted model, not a curated record.
AUGUCGCAAGUCGUUUUCGUUUGCGGUGCUACUGGUAAUCAGGGAAGUGCCUUUAUUGAACACAUUCGUCAACAUGGGAUCAAAGUUCAUGCAAUCACACGAGACCUCACAUCUCCCGCGGCCCAGAGACUCCAAUCUCAAGGUGUCUCCAUCAUGGAAGGCAAUUUCGACAACCAAGAAAGCCUAAAGAAAAGCAUGUCUGGCUGUACAACUCUUUUCCUGAAUCUAUCACCCAGUCUCACCAAUCCCCCCGCUGAAAUCGAGCAAGCCAAACAAGUACUUGCCAUCGCCAAACAAGUCGGUAUCCAGCACGUCAUCUACACAACUGCCCUCGGCACCAGUAAUCCCGAGGCCCUUAAGCACUGGGAUCCAAACAGUCUUGUCGGAACGGCUCUUACGGGAAAGAAAACCAUCGAGGACGAAGUUCGAAAUGCGGGUUUCCAAGCCUGGACUAUUUUGCGACCGGGAAACUUCAUGGUCAAUUAUCUCUUCCCAUUGGUACAGAUGUACCAAGGGCUUGUCGAGACUAGAACAUUUACCACGGCGUACUCAAAGGAAACAGUGCUCCCCAUGGUCGACCCGAACGAUAUUGGCAAGUUUGCUGCUGCUGCAGUCCUUGACCCUAUCAAGUUCAAUCAAAAGGAGAUUGAGAUUGCCUCUCAAAUGAUGGGGAUUGAAGCUGUUUUGAAGGACAUCUCCGAGGCAACUGGAAAAGAGUACCAAGUGGUCUACCUUUCAGAAGAGGAGAUCAAGGAACAAAUUCAGACAAAUCCUUUCAUACAUGUUCAGCUUGUCAUGCGCGAUCUUUCGCAAUUUGUGGAUAUGGAGAGGUUGAAGGAAUGGGGCAUCGAAUUGGGCACUUUCCCACAGUUCUUGGAGCGAGAGAAGGACCGAGUUGUGAAGACCUACUUGUCGACAAACCGAUAG